Messenger RNA from Tetrahymena thermophila SB210, 5994 nucleotides. Its product is annotated as transmembrane protein, putative. Lineage: Eukaryota; Ciliophora; Oligohymenophorea; Hymenostomatida; Tetrahymenidae. The record is from RefSeq and is a predicted model, not a curated record. The transcript has 4 exons.
AUGAAUUUCUUUUAUUCCCUUUUGACAAUCUGCUUAUUUCAAAGUAUUCUAGGAUAUGAGGUAUAAGAUUUUGGAAGUUUCUAAAUGACUCCUUUACCCUAAAAUAUAUGUGAUAACACUAGUAAUCAGUAGUGCAAUUAAUUUAACCUUAAUUCAAUUCAGUUGCAAGCUAACUUAGUCAAUAGAAUAACUGUUUAUGGAUAUUUUAAUCCUUUGCCUGACAGUGACACCUCUACUCUUUUCUAAAUAUAUGAUAAGAAUCUUACCAACCUUAGAUUUGAGAUUAAAGUAUAACCCUUAUUAGGCAACAUAUUCAUUUAAACUCUAUAAGAUAAUAAUAGUAUAUUCUUCUAAUAACUACGUUAUAAUUCUAAUCCAAAUUAGCCUUUUGAAUUCUUAAUUUUUCUAGAUUAUCAAUAUUAAUAAAAUUUAUCUUUAGGCUUGAUAACAUUGUUUUUAAAUUUUAAUGUACCAGAAAAUUAACGCCCUAAUCCAUACUUUCAAUAAAUUAUAUUUAAUAUUCCAUAACAAAGUUAUUUAAGCAGUACCUCUGUGCUUCAAGUUUGCUAAUCUCAGUUGUUUGGAAGUUUAUAUAAUUUAAGAAUAAUCUACAAUUACAACAUACCUCUCUUAACAAUAGAUGAAUAGUUUAUCAUUUAAAAAUUAAAAGCACUUUAAUUAUACUUAAAAGGUAGUUUGUAACCUAUUACUUCACCAACUAUUUACAAAUUGGAUUACUACCAUAACUUCAAACAAUUUUAUUUCUAUGAUUUACUCAAAUAAAAAGUUGGAAGAUUUAAUUUAACAAAACUGGAGAUUCCGAUAUAAAAGCUCUCUUCUAUCCAGUUAAUUUACUAAUCUGGAUUCCAUUUGCCUCUUAAUAGUUCUGAUCUAAAAUCUUCGCCUAUAGAGUUUGGUGUUACUUUGAAUUUAAAAUUAUAGAAUGUGACUUAUUUUCCUUUCAAUCUCAAGAUUAAAAUCAAUUUUAAUGAAGGAACCUACCAAAACUAAGCAUUAAACUUUUUAUUGCCUAAUUCUACCUAAAUGUCUUAUCCUGAAAAUGGAAUAUUAGACACUUUUACUGUUGGUAUGUUUUUUAGAUUCAAUUUUAAUCUGAAUAAGUUAGAAGUUGUGUAGUUUAAUGAUUAUGAAAGUAAUUAUUUCAAUUUAAAUAUUACUGAUAGUAUGAAAUAUUUUUAUGACAAUUACAAAAUCUUAUCUAUCAAAGACAUUUAAAUUUAUAGAGAAAAUGCAAUAUUUGCUCGGAUUUUAGAAUAAACUUAAGAUCUAACUUUAGAUAUACUUGAAGCCAGAGUUUACACAGAUAAAUUUGGUAUUGAAUUUUAAUAAGAUUCUUAAGAAGCUAUGCUCCCAAACUGUAAUAUAAUAACUGGAAUACAGUAAAAAAUAUGUAUUAGGUGUAAAAAAGGAUACCUCUUAAAUCAUAACGGUACUUGCUCUACUUAAUGUGACCAAGGAUACUAUAAAUUCGGAUAAGAUUGUGUUAAAGUAUGUGCAUAUGGUACAUAAAACUAAUCCUGCUUGAUCCCACCAAACUGCAAAUAUUUGAACAACUCUUUCAACCCACCAUGUGACAGUGGAGAUGUGAACUGCCCAGCUAAAUUUGGAAAUCAGUGCUUUUAAUGCAAUAAUUCUAUUUAAUAUUAGUCACAAUGUUUAAACUAUACAACAGCUUUAAGCAUGGAUAUCUAAAUCCUCAGCGAUAAUUAAACAGCCAUAGAUAUACCUUAGGGGUAUCUAAAUGGAACACAGCCUUUAUGCAACUAAGCAGAUUAGUACUAUUAGCAAGACGAUGAAUGUGUAAAGUAAUGUUCUCCUGGGUAUAAUUUAACAGAUGGUGUAACUUGUACUUAAUGUAAUAUGAUAUAUUAUAACUAAACUGGAAUCUGCAACUACUCUAAUCCAACAAAUUGCUUAUAUAAAGAUAUAAAUAAACCUGAUUCCUGCCUUAUAUGUAAAGAUGGUUUUAAAUUGAAUGAAUUAUCCUAAUGUAUUUAAGAAGUUGAAAAUUGCCAUGAUUAUGACUCAAAUUUUAACUGCAUAAAAUGUAAUGAUGGUUAUUUCCUUCAGAAAAUAGAAUAAGCUUCUUCUAGUAUACCAUCAAGAAGAUUAUCAACUGUUACGGGUUAACCUGCGAUUUGUGUCAAAUAAUGUUCUCCAUCAUAUUAUUUAGAUUAUAUGAGUCUGUAGUGUAAAAUGAAUUAUGGACAAGAGCCAUGCUUAAUUAGAAAAGGAUUUAAGUGUCUUUAAUGCAAUUAAGGUUUUUAUCUACAGUGUGGAUAAUGUAUUUAAUAUGAUAGCAAUAUAUUCAACAAUACUAAUCUUCUUCCUAUUAACGGUAAAGCAAAUAAUGAUAAUAAAACUAAUACUUGCAGAUAAAAUUAUACAAUGUUUCAAGGUUAAUGCUUUUUUAAUUACCCACCAGAUAGAUAUUAUCUAGAUGAUUAAACAAAUUAAAUAUAGCCUUGUGAUUCAUCUUGUUUCAAGUGCACCAAUUCUACUAACUGCUUGGUAAAAAGUAAUGAUAAAGGCUGUGCGUAGGGAUUUUAUAGCCUCGACAAAGGGUGCUACCCUUGCAGCUUAGAAUGUAAAGAGUGCUUCGGACCAAGCAAUGGGCAAUGUACAAAAUGUACUGAUGGAUAUACCAUAAAUGGAAAUUUAUGUACUAUUUAGUUCCCAGAUAGAAAUUAUACUUAAAUAGAUAGCUCAUAAAAUUGCGCAUAGUACAAUAAUAACAACUAUUAGUGUUAAUCAUGCAAUUAAACCUAAAUUAAUUUUGUUGUUGAUUACAAUGGUGAAUGCUCUACAUAUUGCUAUCGUGACUACCCUAUUUAUGAUACAGUUAAUAAUAGAUGUGUUCAACAGUGUCCAACUGGAACUCAGUUAGAUAAUUCUAUUCCUUACUAAUUAAAAUGUACUAAAUGUGGAAUUGGAAAAUAUUUUGAUGGCUCGAAUUGCUAAAGUUGCAUCACAAAUUGUGCUUCAUGCAAAAAUUAAUCAAGCUGUGAUCAAUGUGCUGAUAAAUACUUUUAUUCUGGUAGUACUUGCGAAUAAUGUUUGAAAAACUGUUAAAAUUGUUCUGAUAAUAGCACUUGCUUGCAAUGCGAACCUGGUUAUGAUUUAAUUAAAUCGCGAGUCGAUAUCUGUGAUCUUUAAUGCCCUUAAGGUAAAUUCAGAGAUUCAACAUCAAAUCAAUGUACUCUAUGUAUUCCAAAUUGUCAAUCCUGUAAUGAUGAUCAGAGUUGUAUUGUUUGUUAAAGUGGAUAUGAGUUCGUAACUUCUCUUAAGCAGUGUUCUUAAGUCUGUCCAACAAAUUAAUUUCGAAAUGAUUAAGGAAUUUGUAUACCUUGCUCUCUACCUAAUUGCACAUAAUGUGCUAGUUUGAACUUAUGCAGUUAGUGUGCAAGCGGAUUUGUCUUCAACAAGCAAUUUUAAUUAUGUGUUUCUACUUCAUGCCAAGAUGGAUAAUUUUUCGAUUAAAUCACUUAAAGCUGCUAAAACUGUAGUAUUGGAUGCAAAAAAUGCAUCAGCCUAGACUAAUGUUAUUAAUGCUUUAAAUCAGAUGAUCCCACUUAAAACUACUUUUUAAGCCCAUAAAAAAUAGUAUCAAAAAGAUUGCUUGGGAAUCUAAAGUCUAAUUAACACUAUCUUUUGUAAUCUACUCCAUAAAUUAAAUAGGGGUAUUGUUAUACUAAGUGCCCUGAUUAAUUGCGCCCAGACACAACAAAUAACAUAUGCUGUGAUCCUACAUGCCUCACAUGUAAUGGGUUUUAAUAAAAUAAUUGCUUAUCGUGUCCUCCUUCUUAUGCUCUAUCACCAGAUACGCAAACUUGCCAAAUAUCUUGCAAAUAGGGUGAGUACAUUUCAAAUAAAUCUAAAGCUAUUGUUCCUUUAUAUGAUAGCGUUUUAUAAAAUUGUAGUAAAUGCUUGACUGAAUGUGAAACUUGUUCUGAUGGAAACAGCUGCUUAACAUGCAAAAAUGGUUACAUUCUUCAAAAUGGAAGAUGUGUUAAAGAAUGCACUCCGGGUUAAUAUAGACUAGACAGAAUUCAAAGCAAAAUUUGUUGUGAUUUAUCUUGUGAAUCUUGUUUUAAUUCCCUCGACACAGGUUGUAUAAAUUGCUUUGAUGAGCUUUACUCAGUUGAUAAAUCAAGUAAAAAGUGUACUUAUGAUAAGUCUAAAGCAGAUAAAAUAAAGGGAAAUACAAACUCUACUUCAGAAGUCAUAAUUCCUAAAUAAUAUUGCCAUUGGAGUUGCUCAAAAUGUUCAAACUUUGAAUACGACUCUUGCUAAGAAUGUAUUAGUCCUGAAAGAAUAUUUUACAGAGGAACUUGUAGUUGUCCACCAGGCUAUGAAGACAUAGGUUCAGAAUGUUAACCAUCUGAAAAUUAAGGAGAUGCUGCUUUAAUUUCUCUCAACUAUAUUGUCUUAAUAUCCUUUUUUGGUUUCACUCUAUCGGGAAAAUAUCCACUUUUUUCGAUCAACGUUUUGUUUAUCUCUUAAUUUGCAGGCUACUUUACUUAUUUCCAAGAACCUGCGAAUGUUUAUAACAAGGAUUACAUAUACAAGGCAUUCAAUAUUGAUAACUUGGCUUAUUUCUUCCCAAAUCCUUUGAAAUCUUCUUAUUUGCGAAAUGUAGAUCCUCGCUAUGAUUAAAAAUAUGUAGAAAUGCACGAAUAAAUUCCUAAUGACUUUAGAUACAUACUUAAUGAAAAAUCAUAGAAUUUCCUUUUUAAUGUAUUUCCUUUGAUUUUAUUUGCCUUACCUUUUUGUUUGCUCUAUUUGAUAAGCAGAUUUGCAAAAGACCCAAGUAAUACCAGUCAAAAUAGGCUCUAUUGGUUAUAUGGCAGAAUACUUUAAGCUCUCAGGAUGAGCAUGUAAUGGAACGUUUUCUUAUUGAUAAUGAUUUUUAGUUAUUAAGAAGUAAUAACAUUUUUAGCAUUGUAGUUCUAGCAUAUAGAUACUUCAAAUGGCAUAAAUGCUAUUGGAAUGUUGCUGUCAUUUGUGGGUGUGGUAUAUGCAGUGUUUGUCCCAGCUAUUGUUUAUUACGGUAUAAAUGUAGCAACAUUUGAUAAGCAUACAAAAUAUGGAGUGCUUUUUAUGAACUGCAUAAAUGACACAACAUUUUCAGGUAAAAAUUAACUCCUUACAAUGCUAAUAUUUAAAGCUGCAUUUGCAAUAAUAUUUGCAUCUGGUGGUGAUAAAGGAAGUGCUAUUUUACUUGUUUUAUUAAUAUAUGGCAUUUACAGAAUAGCUGAGAUAGCAUUAAAUUUCAGAACAACAUAACGCUCAAAAAUCUAUUUGUUGAUAAACUGUAUUAUCACCCUACUCAUAUUUGUCUUGGCUAUUUACGCCUACAGUCUAAGCAAAUAUAAAGAUGCUAAUUUAUCGAAAUUUUACAGUUAUGAUUUUGCCUAAGGCUAAAUAAAAGCUAUCUUAAUAUUUAUUUUCUCGGUAAAGGUAUUGAUAAUGAUAGUAGAGAUGAUAUCUUUAUUAUUCUUCUACAAUUAUGUUUAGUAUGUAUAUCACAAAGACUAUUAAUGGCCUACUAAAUCUUCAAACACAAAAAAAUUAUCAAGUAAUCAAUAAAAAAUAUAACCUAAUAUAUUGAUAAAUAAAAUUAACACACCACAAGAUUAAAUUUUGAAUAGCAUUACAAAAAUGGUAAAUUAACCUACUUAACAAAUAAUGAAUAACCCAUUUUUAAAUUUGACUCCUAAUUCUUAAAACACAGUAGAGAUGUCCUUAACAUCUUAAAUAAAUAGUUCUGCCUUACAAGAAAGUGCUGCAUAAGGUUUAUCAAAUUAAAAUGGAAACCAGAAUCCGUUUUUAAAGACAAGUUCUUAUUAUCCUCCUGAUAUUUAAAGCGAAUAUAACUACAAUGAAGAUAACAAGUAAACUCCAACAGAUGGUAAUAUGAUAAACUCUUACGAAGAUAGCAAUUAAAAUCCAUUCUUAAUUUAACAAAAAUGA